Messenger RNA from Penicillium waksmanii, 897 nucleotides. RefSeq names its product DUF2011 domain-containing protein. Bases 1 to 897 code for a protein of 298 amino acids. The record is from RefSeq and is a predicted model, not a curated record. The transcript is spliced from 3 exons. NCBI's taxonomy places the organism in Eukaryota, Fungi, Ascomycota, Eurotiomycetes, Eurotiales, Aspergillaceae.
AUGUUCGACCUUCCCACAGCAAAACGCGUCAUCACGCUCCCCAUCCCCGCCGACGAAGCCGAGCUCCAAGAUGCACACGACCGCCUCGGGAAGUUGCUGAACCUAGACAGCAUUCUUGGCCUGGAUACUAGUCAAAAGGAGGAAGAGGACCAACAACCCGCGGUCGAUAAUGAGGACGACGAGCAAGAGUUCGAAUUCCGACUGUUCAGUGCGCCCGUCAAAUCCAAAGAAACGACCGAGAAAGCACCCGAAGAAGAAUCAUCUACAAGGCAGAAGAGCUCUUCCAAAGAGAAAGAGGCUGGGAAUGAAGGAACACAGAAACUGCGCAUUCGAUUGCGGUCUCCAACCCCCAUAUCUGCGAGACCAGAGGAUGGUAGAUUCGUCAAGGCCUUCCGCGGAUGGCAAUACUAUUUCACCGACCCCACACUCUAUGGUUUGAAAGAUGAGUCGGAUGUUGAGGCACAGCUGUCAGAGAAGCGACGCCAGUAUGAGGACACAGCCGUGACCGGCGACCACAUAACAUCAUGGGCCAAGGCUCAACCGUGGCCAGGUUGUGAUCUAUCAUGGCGAGUGAUCCGUCUCAAGCGCCAUCAAACAAAAGUGCCGUCAGCACACAAAACUGUGCCCGUAUACGUGGUCGAGGGUGCUCCGCCGACCAAGUCACCCAAGACCAGAAAGAAGCCAGGCAAAAAGCGUCGUGUUCAGCUUCGCAAGAAAGUCAAGGCGGCUGAGGUUGCGAAGGAGAACGAGGCAGAUAAGCGGACCCGCAAGAACCGUGAACGCAAGAUCAAACGGCGACAAAAGGCCCGUGAGGAGAAAGCUGCGAAAGCGGGUGAAACUGUUGGUGGAGAUGUUGCUAUGGCUGAUGGAGAUGGAUCUUCUAGUGGCGAGGAGUAG